This is a messenger RNA of Jaculus jaculus (lesser Egyptian jerboa), 1422 nucleotides long. RefSeq names its product general transcription factor IIA subunit 1 like (gene Gtf2a1l). Lineage: Eukaryota; Metazoa; Chordata; Mammalia; Rodentia; Dipodidae. Gene Ontology annotation, cellular component: transcription factor TFIIA complex. The record is from RefSeq and is a predicted model, not a curated record. Bases 1 to 1416 code for a protein of 471 amino acids. The transcript is spliced from 9 exons. Gene Ontology annotation, biological process: transcription initiation at RNA polymerase II promoter; transcription by RNA polymerase II.
AUGGCCUUCGUCAACCUGGUGCCUAAACUCUACAGUUCUAUAAUUGAAGAUGUGAUUGAAGGAGUGAAGGAUCUAUUUGCUGAAGAAGGUGUCGAGGAACAAGUUUUAAAAGACUUGAAGAAGCUCUGGGAAACCAAAGUGUCACAGUCGAAAGCAACAGAGGACUUUUCCAGAAGUAACGUCCCGGCACCUUUGUUCACAGUGAAGUCUCCUCACAGUUUGCCCCCUACGCUACCCUCAACAGCAUCAUUAGUUAUUCCUGCUGGUAGAAGUCUUCCAGGUUUUACCUCAGAAGAACUGAGUACCUUCAACUCCAGCGCCAGCUUUGCCUUUCCUGGCUAUCCAAUUCAUGUUCCAGCAGGCUUGACUGUACAGGCCCCAUUUGGUCACCUUUACAAGGUCAAUGUGCCAGCGAUGGUGACACAGGCCUCUGGAAGAGCAGGUGCCGUCCAGCAUCCAUUUCAGCAAGUCUUCGAGCAGCUUGGGCAGCCGUCCCUGAUGGAGGCCAGCGUCCCACCAAAGCUACCCAGGACGGAAGCUGUGUUGCAGCAGCCCUCAGUUCUGCUCGGGGCUCCGGUGGACAGCAAACCCUUCGAGAACACCCUGAGCCACAGACACGUGCAUCCUGGACACGAGCCUCCAAUCAUGUCCCGGGCAGUGCUGGGGCAGCCGGAGACCUCUGCCUACAUCAGCAUUCCGGCAGUGGGAUUUCCUGCACAGGUCUCUCAAACAGAUCCUAACCUGGAGACAGUGCUCGGUGGUGUCCCAGCUAGCCUGACUCCAAAUCAGCUCGGAGGGCCUUUCUCCCACCAAGGGACUCUCUACCAUCACUUGCCCGAUCUGCAGGCUCAAGCCCUUAAGAGCAUGAUGCACGGAUAUGGUGGUGCCCAGCAACCAAGGGCAGCAGAGGAGCCCAACAGCCCGCCUGUGAGACUUUCUGAGUCCCCCCCCACUCAGAAUUCUAAUUCCGAGAUGGAUUUGAACAUUCAAGUAGUUGAUGAUGACAUUAAUGAGAUAAUUCAAGUCGACGGGCCCGGUGACACAUCUUCCAGUGAGGAAGUAGGAAGCAUAAGAGAUGGGGAUGAGAACGAAUUCCCAGGGACGGUGGAGGAGGGGGACCUGAAAGUGCUCAAGGAGGACGCUGACAGUGUCUCAAAUGGGAGUUCCACUGCCAACAACAGCGACGCUGAAGACCAUCAAAUCGACGUCGUGGAGGAGGAUCCUUUAAAUUCAGAAGAUGACGUCAGUGAGCAGGACGUACCAGACCUGUUUGACACAGAGAAUGUCAUUGUCUGCCAGUAUGACAAGAUUCAUCGAAGCAAGAGCAGAUGGAAGUUCUACUUGAAAGAUGGCAUCAUGUGUUUUGGAGGGAGAGACUAUGUGUUUUCAAGAGCCAUUGGUGAUGCAGAGUGGUGAACUUUG